GAGAAUCUGGGGUCUCUGCCAAGGCGGCAGAGCAGAGUUUGAACUGCUGUGGCGCACAGUGACACAACACUGAGGUGUUUUUACUGCUGAAAAGUCACCACCCUUCAAAAUCUGUCACCGACGAGGAAGAGAAAACUCUGGGAGCGAUGCGUGAGUCCAGUUGGAUACGGACUGUCUGCGCUUGGAGGAUGUUUCAUGGAUGUUUUGUCCUGUUUUUACAAGAGAGUUAACUUUUUUACGCGGUGCCGUUUGCGUCAAAGCUCAGAGCAUGCAGCUUGUAAAAACAGACAAACUGGGUUAAUCCCAGCGCGGACUCCCUACUUUGUGUCCCUCUCGACCCGGGCUGGGUUUGAGAUGAGCGCUCAGGAUGGGACUGUGCCUCGGAACCGAAAUGACGGAGGAGAAGAAAGCGAAGAUCCACAGCGCAAAGAUAGACCGGGACCUGUACGAGUCCGCCAAGAAGGAGAUGAAUGUGGUCAAAAUCCUGCUGCUAGGUGCAGCAGAGAGUGGUAAAAGCACUUUGGUCAAACAGAUGAAGAUCAUCCACAGUAAUGGAUUCACCAAACAAGAGCUCACCAGCUUUAAGCCCGCCGUGCUGGAUAACCUCCUGACCUCCAUGAAGUUUGUCCUCCAUGGCAUGGGCGUCCUCCGGAUCAACCUGUCAAACAGCAGAAACAAGGUCCACGCUCAUUCUGUCCUGUCAUGUGGGAGGUGUUUCGACGAGGAUCAGAUGCUGUUUCCUUUCCUCAGCCACGCCCUCUCCUGCCUGUGGGCCGACCAGGGCGUGAGGACCGCCGCAUCAAGGGGAUACGAGUAUGAGCUGAAUGACUCAGCGCUGUAUUUCUUUGACAACAUGACCCGCAUCACGUCGCCAGAUUACGUGCCCACAGAGACAGAUGUUCUGCGAGUACGGCUGAGGACGACAGGCGUGAUAGAGACCCAGUUCAAAGUCAACCAUCUCAUUUUCAGGAUGUAUGACGUUGGAGGCCAGAGAACUGAGCGGAGGAAGUGGAUCGGCUGUUUUGAAGAUGUCAGGGCGGUGCUGUUUGUUGUGUCGCUCAGUGGCUAUGACAUGACUCUGGUGGAAGACACCUCCAUGAACCGUCUUCAGGAGAGCUUGAAGCUCUUCUCAUCCAUCUGUAACAACGUUUUCUUCCGCAGCACAUCUAUGAUUUUAUUCAUGAACAAGAUAGACCUCUUUCAGGACAAGAUUCUACACUCUGGGCGACAUCUUCGGUUAUACCUGCCACAGUUUAAAGGAGCAGACUGCGAUGUGGAUUCUGCUGCUCGCUACAUCGCCGCCACCUUCAUCUCUCUCAACACCACGCCCAGCAAACUCAUCUACCACCACUUCACCACGGCAACCGACACCUCCAACAUCCAGGUGGUCUUUCAGGUGGUUAUGGACACUAUUAUCAGAGAAAACCUGGAGGCUGUGUCGCUCCUGUAGCUGCAGGCGGAGGUCUGAGACUUCAGUGGACAGUUGGGGCCUCCUUUUAAGAGACAAAAACAGGAAACAAGGCUUCCAACAGAAGACGAGGAUCAUCCAAAUCUCAGACACUCUUAGUCUCUGCUGCAUUUCAACCUCUCUUCUCUGUAUGUAGCUCAUAAAAUGUUUCAAAGAACACUGAAGGAGAAGAUCCAUCUUGCUCCUCCUCGAUCUUUAGGGUUGAGUCCUGAAUGCUUACCUUUCAAACCUUGUGUUUAGAAUAACGGGCAUUUUUAUCUGUAAUGUACUUAAAAAACAGAUCGUGAAUGGCAGAGCUACUUUUUUAAAGACUUGACACCCACACACACAAGCACACACACCAUUUAUUAGCCAAUCUGUGUGUGUGUGUGUGUGUGUGUGUGUGUGUGUGUGUGUGUGUGUGUGUGUGUGUGUGUGUGUGUGUGUGUGUGUGUGUGGGCCGGACACUUAGGGUGUGAGGAUUUACUGUUUGUCCGUUACUUCCACGGCACAGAGUUCACUCAUGCAUACCGCUGUGUGUUUGCAGCUCAUCCAUCACUUCAUCCCUCUGCUGUCCACAUCCUUUGCGUCACACCAUCCUAAUGCUCCUCAGCUUGUGUUUACUUUUUCUGGACUGAAGUCACUUGUUCCCCUGGACUCCAGCCAGUCGGCGAUGACACUGGUGUUUUAUAUUCAAAACAGGAAUAUAAUGUAUGUAAUGCAACCUCUUUAAGUCUGAACAUUUUGUUCCAGGUCUUUAACACACACAAAAACCCUGAUUUUCUCCCCGGAUCAAACCUUGUGUAUGUGAUUUGUGUGGCAUUAACCCUGCUGGAAGCUUGAGUCAUAAACAAGAUAUGGUAAUGGCUGAUUCUGAGAAAAGAGAAAACCCCUCAAGUGCCUUUUGUGAUGACGAGCCUGAAGAGUUAUUAGAGAGCUUCUAUUGUUGUGUAUUUUUCCACUUUCUGAAAUGUUAUAUUCAAUCCUCUGGUGCACCAUAUUCACAGAUUGUCAUAUUCAUAGUUGGUCCUAUAUUGUAAGUAAACCUCAAUACAAAUUGAAUGUUGCACUGGUGAGUUUAUUUUAAGAUCAUAUUGCAGUUUCCUCUGAAGAAGUAUUGUAUUGUAUUGUGUGAAAUAAUAAUUAUUGUAUCAAAUAAAUCAGGUCUGGAUCCCUUUUUCCCUUUAAACAUGUUUCAACACAAAUUUAAGCCACACAGCAUGUUACCAGUGUUUGUUCGUUUUAAUAGAUAAAAUAAAUAAAAGUACUUUCCAGGAAA
Notolabrus celidotus (New Zealand spotty) is the source of this 2726-nucleotide messenger RNA. It is a transcript of the gene gnav1, whose product is annotated as guanine nucleotide binding protein (G protein) alpha v1. NCBI's taxonomy places the organism in Eukaryota, Metazoa, Chordata, Actinopteri, Labriformes, Labridae. The record is from RefSeq and is a predicted model, not a curated record. Gene Ontology annotation, cellular component: heterotrimeric G-protein complex. Gene Ontology annotation, molecular function: G-protein beta/gamma-subunit complex binding; G protein-coupled receptor binding; guanyl nucleotide binding. Bases 368 to 1450 code for a protein of 360 amino acids. The transcript is spliced from 9 exons. Gene Ontology annotation, biological process: adenylate cyclase-modulating G protein-coupled receptor signaling pathway; Rho protein signal transduction.